Molecule: messenger RNA, 3801 nt
Organism: Linum tenue
Lineage: Eukaryota; Viridiplantae; Streptophyta; Magnoliopsida; Malpighiales; Linaceae
Source: the annotation of a GenBank genome assembly
CCCGACUCUUCCUCCUCGACUGUUGCAAGCGUUUUUAAGCUCGCCGGGCUCCGUCUCCGUCAUAGUAACCACUUGCCAGCCCUCCGUCUGCAGUUGGAGAUGUCAGACGAAAAUGGCUAUCGGUUGCCUCAUACGGCGCCCUCCAAAGUCAUCUCUCAAGAGCAGCGAGCUCGAAUUUCACAAAACUUCAGAGCUGCCAAGGCUCUUCUUGCUCGGAAACGGCCGCGCGACACCACCGCCGUCGCUUUCCCUUGCCAGUUUUCUCCUCAUAAAGCUAGGGAAAUCGAGACUGCCGAAUCACCUGCUCCAAUUAGUACCAUAAAGAGAGUUCCUCUUUCAGAAAUAUCAGCAAACACUUUAUCUGCGGUUCAUUUUGGGGGCAUAAACUCUAAGCUAGAAACGCCGGUGCGUAAGCCGGAGCCAGUCUCUGGGACGGUUUGUCUUCCUUUGGUUGGUGAAAGUGCUUCAGAAUCUUUUGUGACUCCAAUUAAACAGCAGCUAGAGUGUUCUGGCUUCAGCAAUUACUCAUCUAUUACUUCUACUAGCCUACUGGAUGAUGAAUUUGAUGAAUCCGUCCUGGAAGCAAUCGAUGCUAUAUGUGAACAAGCUUCUGCUGCAAAAGAUAAGGAGACUACGAUUGGCAGUAUUCGUGUGGACAACGAGCGCGGUGAAAUGGUCUUAGGAGGCCAUGGCAGUGUUUGUGCUGUGGCUAUUGCUGCCAAUGGGGACGAGAGGAUGGGAAGUGUGUUGGACUCGGGUGAUAAUUCUGAAUCCAUGGAGAGUGAUGAUGGUAAUACGUCGCAGACCAUGUCGUGUGGGGAAAUGCCCAGCGAGUACUGCAAGUAUUUGAAGUCUUUGAAUGACAGACAAAGGGAAGCAGCUUGUAGUGAUAUUUCAGUCCCUUUGAUGAUUGUUGCUGGUCCAGGAAGUGGCAAGACUUCUACUAUGGUUGGUCGUGUUCUGAUGCUGCUCAAUAAGGGUAUUAGUCCGUCGAACAUUUUGGCGAUGACUUUCACCACAGCUGCAGCAUCUGAGAUGCGAGAUAGAAUUGGAGCAGUAGCCGGGAAAGCCACAGCUAAAGAGCUUCCUAUCAGCACAUUCCAUUCAUUUUCCUUGCAACUUUGUAGAUUGCAUGCUGAGAAGUUGGAGAGGACUCCAGACUUCUUGAUAUACGGUCAUAGCCAUCAGAGAAGGGCAGUCAUUGAGGCUAUCCGCUUACUAGAGAAGGAAAAUCAAACUAUCCAGAACAAUGAUUCCUUGAAAAGUGCUGAAGAUGGUAAUCUUGGUCCUGAGUGUUUCAAGGAUACAUCAAAGAAGUGGCUCAAGUUUGUGACUCAGGCUAAGGCUUCAGGAGAGUCUCCUGCAGAUUAUGUCAAACUGGGCAACAAGACAGGAGCAGCCAUCCUUGGGAACUACAAUGACAUAUUGAGAUCCUGCAAUGCUCUGGAUUACCAUGAUUUGAUCAGCUGUUCUGUAAAGUUGCUCACCAAUUUUCCCGAAGUGUUUAAGGAAUGCCAGGAUUCGUGGAAAGCAAUCGUGAUUGAUGAGUUUCAGGACACAAGUGCUAUGCAGUACACUCUUCUGAAACUUCUAGCAUCCCAUAAUCACAUAACAAUUGUUGGUGAUGAUGAUCAGUCCAUUUUCAGCUUUAAUGGAGCUGACAGUUCUGGGUUUGAUUCAUUCCGCCAUGAUUAUCCAACCUAUAAAGAGAUUCGACUCAAUAAGAACUAUCGAUCGACACGCUACAUUGUUGAGGCUGCCUCAUCACUUAUCAAAAAUAACAUCAGACGUUGCCAACUUAAGGAUAUCCUAACCGACAAUUCUUCCGGAUCUAAGGUGAUCAUAAAGGAAUGUCAGAAUGAUGAAGCACAAUGUAAUUUUGUUGUUGACAAAAUAGUGGAAACUGUAUCGGAGGCCACAUCUGACAAGCCUUCUUAUGGAAAUAUAGCCAUUCUUUACCGGAGACAGGUAUCAGGAAAACCAUUCCAAAUAACAUUUCGUGACAGGAAAAUACCAUUUAAUGUUCAUGGCGUGGCCUUCUACAGGAAAAAGGUAGUCAAGGCCAUUAUUGCUAUGCUGAGGACCACAAUACCUGGUUGUGAUGAUGAUGGGGCAUAUCGGCAAGUCUUCAAGGCUUUGCUUCCUUUUGACAAGGAAGAAAAAAAGAUGGUUAUUGGUCACAUUGACAAAAUAUCAAUCACCAGAAAAUGCCCCUUUGUAUCUGCAGCCCGUGACAUCUUUACUGCCAAGGUUUCCGGUACCUUUAAGAGGAGCCAACUCACCCAGGGACGUAAGGUGUUAACAACUCUAGAGAUGAUAUCCAAACUCAUUCAUAGGGAACAGUCAAUUUCAGCUGUCAUAACUUCAGCAGCUAACAUGGUACCUCAGAAGUACCUUCUAGAGCAAAGGGCGGUGGUAGAUGUUGACGGGGGGAAAUUGCUGAAUGAAGACAAUGAUAUGCGAUCUGUUCUUCAGUACUUGCUGGAUGAUGUUACUGAUUUCAUGUCCACACCAAUUGCUAAAAAAGAAGGGAGCAGUGACAAUACGAUGGAAGAGAAGGGUUGUGCUAAGCAGCUGAAAGCAUUUCUCGAGUACGUAGCAGAGCGGGAGAAAGAAAACUUCCGCUCUCGGAGACAAGAUAAUAACAAUUCUGUUACCUUGACCACUAUUCAUCAGUCAAAAGGGUUAGAAUGGGACGUGGUUUUCAUAAUAAAGGCAAAUGAUUCAGAAAUCCCUUUGUUGUAUGAAUACAAUGGCGUUGCAAAGGAACAUGGCAAUUCAAUCGAAGAGGAACGCCGUCUGUUAUAUGUGGCAAUGACUCGUGCCAGAAAGGAGCUCUUCAUUCUUUACGUCACAGUGGAUUCCAAUUGGCAGAUGCUGCAACCAUCCCGGUUUCUCAGGGAAAUUCCGAAUCAUCUUCGGGAGAUUCAGGCAGAUGUCUGUCUUCAGGACUUAGAACCAAAAUGUCCUAGAAUCCCGAAAGUCUCCGGCAACUCUGACAUGAAAUCAGACAAACCCUGUGAUAAGAUUCAAACUGAUUCAGCUUUGGAGGAGACGAUGGAAGCAAUUGAAGCUCACAAUUCAAAUGGGUUCAUAAAGAGAUUUGCUGUGGAGGACAGGUCAGUGGUUUCCCACAUAUUCCAUCAAUGGGCAAAGAAGCAAGCCUUUCAAACUCCCAAAAGGUUACUUGACAAGGUGGGAUUUGUGAUUGAUGAACGCUUGAGGGUGAAGAAAACCAAGCACAAGGAUGUUUUGCAAGGCUUGAAAUCUUGUUUGAGCAGCGACGAAGCAUUUCAGUAUGCAGAAUAUGUUCUAAGAUGGGAGAAGAUUCCAGCUGACAAGCGGGCUCAUAUUAUGCGAGAGAAACAGGAGCAUUUCCAGAAAUUGAGGAUCGAGAAGUCCAUGAGUACAUCUGCACCCACACCUAAGCAGGUGAAAUAUUUACCAUUUCCCCAUUGCAUAUCUGCAGAACUUGGGAUGCACCACGUCUCCAACAUCACGGCUUCAUGCCUGCCGUUUGAUUGAACAGUAUAAAUCCUUGUGAAGCUGCUGCUGCUAAUCUAUUGCUCUCGAGUGUAAGUUUAGAAAUCUACCCAUUUACGAUUUACCAUCCCCUGGAUGUCUGAUAAUUUUAAAUGACCCCUGUUGUUGGAACUUGCUUUGGCCAAAUGACCUCACUUGGGUUACAUAGUUCUGCAGUUGCAGAAAGAACCAUUUUGAAGUAUGAUUGGAGAAGCUACUCUACCACUGCCAUAUUUAGUUGGUUGUGGCUUAUAGUCGUCGUAUUACGCAUAGACUCCU